ACUCUUUUCCUUCCACUACAAAUGACGAGUUGGAAAUACUGACUGGUACAUGCCAUGAGCUCUACAUUAGCAUAGGCAAUUCUUUUUCCUGUUUUCAUAGUUGAUGAACUUAUCUGAAGGCUGAAACUCGUCCCACAAAAAAGGGAGGAGCAUAAUGUCUAUUUAUAAUGCAGGACAUGGAGCGUUGUGCCACAUAACUGCAUGGUCCUCAGAGUAAUCAGUCAUGGGACUCCUGCUCUCUAUAUUUAUUGGCUUUCUUGCCUCUCUGAUCGGAGGACUUUACCUUCUUGGGGUAUUUCGAAGGCGGCAGCCAGGAGAGCCCCCUUUGGAUAAGGGGCUCAUCCCUUGGCUGGGUCAUGUCUUGGAGUUUCGCAGGAACACACUGAAAUUCAUCGAGAGGAUGAAGCAAAAGCAUGGCGAUGUAUUCACAGUACAGCUGGGAGGGUCUUAUAUCACAUUCCUUCAGGAUCCUCUAUCAUUUGGAACUUUUGUAAAAGAGAGCAGACAAAAACUAGACUUUAACAAGUUUGCAAGGUUUCUCGUACACAGAGUGUUUGGUUAUGAAGCUGAAGAGGAUGAGCACCACAUUCUCCAAGUCUCCAGCAACAUGCAUCUCAAGGGAGAUGGCCUGAAGGUACUGACACAAGCUAUGAUGGCUAAUUUACAGAAUCUGAUGUUGCACAGAAUUGAUGGAGCUGCAGACAAAAGCACCUGGAUAGAAGAUGAACUCUUUAUGUACAGCUACAAUAUUCUUUUUAGGGCCGGCUACUUGUCUCUGUUUGGCAAUACAACACCUGAGUCAGAAGGAAGUGAAGAGAGAUCGAAAGAGAAAGAUAGAGCUGAGUCAGAAGCCUUAUUCUCUGAGUUUCGUAAAUAUGACCAACUCUUCCCUAACCUGGCCUUUGGGGUGCUCACACCCAGGCAGAGAAUGGAGGCAAAGAGGCUGCUGGAAGUUUUCUGGAAUGCUCUAUCAAUGCAGAAGAUGAGGCUCAAGAACAACAUCAGCCGCUGGAUAUGGGAUAUGCAGCAGUCCAGAAAUGAGAAGGGUAUGAAGGAGUCGAUGAUUGACAGGUAUAUGUUUGUGCUUCUUUUUGCCUCUCAGGGCAACACAGGGCCCAUCUCCUUCUGGCUGCUCCUCUUGCUCAUGAAACACCCAGAGGCCAUGGCAGCAGUAAAGGAAGAGGUCGAUAGGGUUGUGAAGGAAUCAGGACAGGAAGUCCAGCGUGGUGGUUCUUUAGUCGACCUGACCCACGAAAUGCUGAUGAAAACACCCAUCCUGGACAGUGCUCUGGAAGAGAGUCUCCGACUCACUGUUGCACCCCUCCUCACCAGAGCUGUGCUUCAGGAUAUGACUCUCAAAAUGGCAGAUGGUUGUGAAUAUUUCAUUCGUAAAGGUGACAGAAUGGCAAUGUUCCCUUACAGUGCAGUUCAAAUGGACCCAGAGAUCCACCCUGACCCAUGUUCAUUUAAAUAUGACCGCUUUCUCAAUUCAGACGGGAGCAAGAAAACAGAUUUCUACAAGCAGGGGAAGAAGGUGAAGUACUACAACAUGCCCUGGGGUGCUGGGGUCUCAAUGUGUCCUGGGCGUUUCUUUGCCUCAAAUGAAAUGAAGCAGUUUAUUUUCCUCAUGUUGAUCUACUUCGAGUUUGAGCUGAAGAAUCCUGAUGACAAGAUACCUGAAAUUGACGACAGGAGAUUGGGCUUUGGAUCCAUGCAGCCUAUCAGAGAUGUUUCGUUUCGGUACAGACUCAGAGAUUAAACCAACUUGAUAGGUUUUGAUUUAUUAGCUUUUAACACGUUGUAUGUUUCAGCAUGAGAUUAAAUAUGUUCUAAUAUGAACGAUCUUCAUUCAUUUAUCAUCAUAAUGAAAUGAAUGUCAACAAUGAAUGCUGAAUUUUGAGUACUGACUGUGAAACACAAACACAUUCACUGACUCCUGCCUGUUCGUUGCAGCAUUACCUGGUAUUGACAUAGCUGCUAAAUAAACAAUGUGCAAAAGAGAGAUUUUACCAUGAGUAAUUUAGCCUGUCUAACUCGUACAUCAUUGUAACUGUUUGCUGCUUAAAUUAAAAUAUUGCACGUGACAA
Messenger RNA from Solea senegalensis (Senegalese sole), 2087 nucleotides. RefSeq names its product 7-alpha-hydroxycholest-4-en-3-one 12-alpha-hydroxylase-like. The record is from RefSeq and is a predicted model, not a curated record. The transcript has a single exon. The coding region runs from base 224 to 1759 and encodes 511 amino acids. NCBI's taxonomy places the organism in Eukaryota, Metazoa, Chordata, Actinopteri, Pleuronectiformes, Soleidae. Gene Ontology annotation, molecular function: heme binding; sterol 12-alpha-hydroxylase activity; iron ion binding.